Messenger RNA from Penicillium argentinense, 945 nucleotides. RefSeq lists its product as uncharacterized. The record is from RefSeq and is a predicted model, not a curated record. Lineage: Eukaryota; Fungi; Ascomycota; Eurotiomycetes; Eurotiales; Aspergillaceae. Bases 1 to 945 code for a protein of 314 amino acids. The transcript has a single exon.
AUGGAGGAAAAGGUGAGAGCACGCAGGGCCCAGAAGCUGGCAGAAGAACGACGCAGGCCUUCCAUCACUGAUUAUGCCUACGAUGCCAGGCAAUUCAUCCCUCCAGCAUGGCUCCAAGUUAAUCCCCAGGUGUACCGAGCCCAUGAGAUCCUCCAUAAUUGCGCCUGCAUCGUUAUGCGCCGCAUUAGCUACAUGGCAUGGCUGAAGGGACAUUGUUACGACUUUCUGUGCGCCGCCGAGCUGGGAAGCGUCUGGGACAAGCAUUGCGCCUCUGUUAAACUCCUUAGAGAGUGGCAGGACUACAACAUGCUAUUCUCUAACCCCCUGUACAGAACACCCUGUCCUCGCCAGAAACUAAACAAGGAUGUUCUGGAAUUCCAACUUGAUCCAGAUCGUUAUGAUGCAUUUCACAAGUGGUUCAGCAAUCUCCUCCUCGAGCUUGUCAUGGGUCCCAUGGAGGAAUAUGUUCUAUACUUGUACCGCACUGAGAGUACGGCGGCCCAUUCUCUCAACUCCUACAACCAUCAGAAUUAUAUUUUCUGGUGGAAUCGUUACUUUCGACCUUGGAUGCACGAGUGGGAGGGUUGUAUCGCCAGCCUUGUGUUGCCGUCGUGGGAAAGUGUGAUCGAUGACCUUUACAUCUGGGUUAUCGACCGAGUUGAGGAGCCUAGCAAACUCGCCAAUUUCCUUUCCAAGUGUCGGGACAAGGAGUAUGCCAAAAUGAUGGUAAUCGACAGCGAGGAGCAAGUCAAUGAACACCAGGAAUGCAACCCUAGGUACUCUGCUCAUAUUGAUGGCCUCACUGCUGAUACAGAAUCCGACGUAGAACGUGUGUUUAAGAACACACAGGAAGGAAACUGCACUUACACUGAUGAUAUUGAUGAGCUUGAUGAAAUUGAUGAAGUGGUCAUGGUCAACGAGUUCUUUCGCACUGACUCGCUUUGA